AUGAAAUCCACCUCCUUGCUCACAGCCUCUGUGCUGUUGGGCUACGCCUCAGCCGCUGUUCACAAACUGAAGCUUAAUAAGGUUCCUCUUGAUGAGCAGCUCUACACCCAUAACAUUGACGCUCAUGUUCGCGCCCUGGGUCAGAAAUACAUGGGUAUCCGUCCCAAUGUCCACCAGGAGCUCCUGGAGGAAAACUCGCUCAAUGAUAUGAGCCGCCACGACGUAUUGGUUGAUAACUUUUUGAACGCACAAUACUUCUCCGAGAUCUCACUUGGCACUCCCCCGCAGAAGUUCAAGGUUGUCCUUGACACUGGUAGCUCGAAUCUGUGGGUGCCUGGCUCCGACUGUACCUCCAUCGCCUGCUUCCUGCACAGCAAGUACGAUUCGUCUGCCUCGUCCACCUACAAGAAGAACGGCACCGAGUUUUCCAUCAGGUACGGAUCCGGCGAGCUCAGCGGGUUUGUGUCUCAGGACACCCUCCAGAUUGGUGAUUUGAAGGUCGAGAAGCAGGAUUUUGCUGAGGCCACCAAUGAGCCUGGUCUUGCCUUUGCCUUUGGCCGAUUUGACGGUAUUCUCGGAUUGGGAUACGACACCAUUUCCGUCAACAAGAUUGUUCCUCCUUUCUAUAACAUGCUGGACCAGGGUCUCCUGGAUGAGCCCGUCUUCGCUUUCUACCUGGGAGACACAAACAAGGAAGGCGACAACUCCGAGGCCUCCUUCGGUGGUGUUGAUAAGGACCACUACACCGGCGAACUGAUCAAGAUUCCUCUCCGCCGGAAGGCGUACUGGGAGGUUGAUUUUGAUGCCAUCGCUCUAGGUGACAACGUCGCUGAGCUUGAGAACACUGGCGUCAUUCUUGACACCGGCACUUCUCUUAUUGCCCUCCCAUCCACUCUUGCUGACCUGCUCAACAAGGAAAUUGGUGCUAAGAAGGGCUUCACUGGUCAGUAUACUAUUGAAUGCGACAAGCGUGACUCCCUGCCCGAUCUCACUUUCACCUUGGCUGGUUACAACUUCACCAUUGGGCCCUAUGACUACACGCUAGAGGUCCAGGGCUCCUGCAUCAGCUCCUUCAUGGGCAUGGACUUCCCCGAGCCUGUUGGUCCCCUUGCUAUUCUGGGAGACGCUUUCCUGCGGAAGUGGUACAGCGUCUACGAUCUUGGUAACAACGCUGUUGGUCUGGCUAAGGCCAAGUAA
Molecule: messenger RNA, 1197 nt
Organism: Aspergillus udagawae
Lineage: Eukaryota; Fungi; Ascomycota; Eurotiomycetes; Eurotiales; Aspergillaceae
Product: pepsin-like aspartic protease
Exons: 4
Coding region: 1-1197 (398 amino acids)
Biological process (GO): proteolysis
Cellular component (GO): fungal-type vacuole
Molecular function (GO): aspartic-type endopeptidase activity
Source: RefSeq, a predicted model, not a curated record